UUAGUGACACUCUCAAAUGACACCUUCCACGUAGUUUUUGGUUAUUGGGGUUAUUUCUGAUUCGAAUUUUUAUUUUAAAAGAGAAAAAUGGUAACUGUAUUAAAUACAAUCGAUACGGGACAUGAAGAUAUGGUCCACGAUGCCGAAAUUGAUUACUACGGUUUACGCCUAGCGACGUGUUCAUCGGAUAACUCUGUUAAAGUGUACGAUAUAAAAAAUGGGGCUCACACGUUACUUGAGGAACUUAAAGGCCACUUUGGUCCUGUUUGGCAAGUAGCUUGGAGCCAUCCCAAGUAUGGAAAUUUAUUAGCAUCUUGUUCAUAUGACAGAAAGGUAAUUAUUUGGAAAGAAAUCCAAGGGAAAUGGACCAAAUAUCAUGAAUAUUCCGGUCAUGAUUCUAGUGUAAAUUCUGUACAAUUUGCUCCAUCUGAACAUGGUUUAAUUUUGGCCACUGGAAGUAGUGAUGGUUCAAUUUCAAUUUUAACUUAUCAAAAUGAUAGCGGUUGGGAUGCAAAGAAAAUACAAAAUGCCCAUGCUAUUGGAUGCAAUGCUGUUAGCUGGUGUCCUGCCAUAACUCCAGAAUCAGCAUUUCAUAGCAACCAACCUCAAACUCUUGUAAAACGAAUUGUUUCAGGUGGUUGUGAUAAUUUAGUUAAAAUCUGGCGCGAAGAUGGAGAUAGAUGGGUAGAGGAAAAUAAACUAGAAGUCCAUUCCGAUUGGGUUAGGGACGUUGCAUGGGCCCCUUCAGUAGCAAUGAACCGUCAUAUUAUUGCUAGCUGUUCCCAAGAUAGAAGAGUAGUCAUUUGGAGUAGCGAAGAUUGCCAGAGUUGGACACCAACAAUUUUACAUACAUUUGAUGAUGUUGUUUGGAAUGUUAGCUGGUCUUUAAAUGGUAAUAUUCUAGCUAUUUCCGGUGGAGAUAAUAAAAUUCAUUUAUGGAAGCAGAAUAUUGAAGGAGUUUGGCAAUGUAUUAGUGAUGUUAUUAAAGGACAAGGACAAACACCUGUAGAACAAAGAGCUUUGUAACAUUUAUAAUUUCUAUGUUUUAAGUAUGAUGUUUAAAUGUUCAGGUUUCUAUUUUGUAACUAAACACCAUGUCACAAAAAAAAACAGAAAAUGUUGAAAGAUAGUGAUCUGGUAAUAAAAAAUUGUAUUACUGA
Molecule: messenger RNA, 1160 nt
Organism: Onthophagus taurus
Lineage: Eukaryota; Metazoa; Arthropoda; Insecta; Coleoptera; Scarabaeidae
Gene: Sec13
Product: nuclear pore and COPII coat complex component secretory 13
Biological process (GO): COPII-coated vesicle budding; positive regulation of TOR signaling; protein import into nucleus
Cellular component (GO): nuclear pore outer ring; COPII vesicle coat
Molecular function (GO): structural molecule activity; protein binding
Source: RefSeq, a predicted model, not a curated record